This is a messenger RNA of Oryzias latipes (Japanese medaka), 1844 nucleotides long. RefSeq names its product C1q and TNF related 2 (gene c1qtnf2). Gene Ontology annotation, molecular function: protein binding. NCBI's taxonomy places the organism in Eukaryota, Metazoa, Chordata, Actinopteri, Beloniformes, Adrianichthyidae. The record is from RefSeq and is a predicted model, not a curated record.
CAUCAUCUCCUCCAAACACAGGGCGGAUGUUUUGCAGCAUUAAGAGCUCCUCCAAAGAUUUGAAGAAAAACAAUGUUCGCUUUGCUGCUGAAGAGUCAUGCAAAGACGUUGGUGAGCUUUCAUGGAGAUCUAGGUUGUGGAAAUAGGAUAGAAAACCCCAAGAGGCUUUGAUUUCCCAACUGCGCUCAGCAUGCUCCACUUUUGUUUCAUGAUGUGUUUCCUGUCAGUCGUAAACGGUCAGUCGCCAAAUCCUUUGUCCAAGAGGGAUCGUCCCCUCACUGUUCAUCCGUCCCAGUUGGUCUGCAGUCUGCCAGGUCCUCCUGGGCCUGCAGGAAAUCCAGGAGCACCUGGACAACCAGGGUCUGUGGGGCUGAUGGGACCACCGGGAAAGGACGGGCCGGAUGGAAGUGAUGGAGAGAAAGGAGAAAGGGGGGCCAGAGGGGAUCCCGGGAGAUCUGGCAAUCCUGGAAAGCCAGGUGUGAAAGGUCGCGAUGGAGUUAUUGGCAAAGCAGGACCUCGAGGACUUAAGGGGUUGCGUGGACCACCAGGUGUGUCUGGCAAACCCGGACAGAAAGGGGAGCUGGGUGACACAGGCCAGCCAGGAGCUCCAGGUGGCUGUAGCUGUGGCCGCACAGCCCGAUCCGCCUUCUCUGUUGCCGUGACAAAGAGUUAUCCAAAAGAACGGAUACCAAUACGAUUUAACCGCAUCUUGCUGAAUGAGGGGAAUCACUACAAUGCCAGCAGUGGGAAGUUUGUCUGUGCAAUCCCUGGGGUCUACUUCUUUAGCUAUGAUAUCACACUGGCUAACAAACACCUGGCCAUUGGGCUGGUUCACAACGGGCAGUACAAGAUCAGGACAUUUGACGGCAACACAGGAAACCAUGAUGUGGCGUCUGGUUCCACCGUUCUUCACCUAAAGCGUUCUGACGAGGUUUGGCUGCAGAUCUUCUACUCUGAGCAGAAUGGACUCUUUUUUGACCCUUUUUGGACCGACAGCACCUUUACUGGCUUUCUUAUUAACCCUGAACAUCAGUUUGUCAGUGAGGCAGAUAGAAAAUCACACACUGAACAAAACAGUUGAUACUGUGAUGCUCAUUUAUUUUGCCUCAACUGUUGAAUUCUCGUUUGUAUAGGAAACUCUUAAUGCUUUUUCUUAUUCAGACACCAGGGGGCGCAGAAGGAAGAAAAAAAUUAAAACAUGACAUAUUUCCUUGAGAUUGGAGUGACAUUUGAAACUUUCAAAGUAAAACAUUUAUUUUAUUAAUUUACUAACAUCUUUCACCUGUUUAGAUGUCUACGUGAUAGUAUUUUUGUGUAUGUUACAUGGUUAUCAUAGAGAAUGAACUCAGUAGCCGGGGAAUCUAACAUCUAACAAAAUCCACUGAUGCACUGGGGGCAGGUUUAUUCAGGACGUUUUCCUUUAAAUCGGAACUGAUAUCAGCACACUCUUUCUGUGUGAUAUACCACUAGCUCCAAAUAUUGUACUGAAGAUUACUGUGAAUUCCAGCUGAACUGUAUAAAAUUGUAUUGUUGCUCAACGUUUUUUUAUUUAAAAAAAAAAUCUGCAUUAUAUUAUCUUGGGGAGGUCCUCUGGUUUAUGUAGUUCAAAUGAAACUUCUAAAAUUUGCAAAGGUAAGUGAAACAUAAAUGUUUACUUGGAGCACUGGUUAGAUAAUGUAUAAUACUGUGUAGCACAAUGUUAAAAAAUGCAGUAUUGAUAAACAGAAUCACACAAGGAAAACAACCAAUACAAACUUAUUAACAACUGAACUGUGUAUUCUCCCCACCACUUCUGAUAUACCCUUAAUAAGAUUCAUCUUGUGCAUUGUUCUAGUCAAAUAUUG